UCUUUUACCUUCCUUCUUCGUCCGCUCAGCUCAACUCAACUCAACUCAACUCAACUAAUCACCCCAAAAUCACAAUCUGGGAUUCUGAGACUACACCCGGUGAAACGUAAUCUCCUGUGAAACCCACUCCCCAAAUUCGAUUCUACUACCUGGGUCUUCAGUUAUUCUUCUAAUCUUUCGAUUGCUUUCCAUGGGAUGGUAGUAGUCUGGGCAUCACCAAGCCCAUGAAUUUCUUUCAGAAUAUUAUCAAACCCUUCAAACGCACCUCCAAUUCAGGUCUUGAAGACGAUAUCGAGAGAAUUGCAGCUUUGGAACAGAAAGUUUUCUCCUUUCAAGUCUUAGUCUCAGCUACCAAAGAUUUCAACCCGGCCCACAAACUCGGCGAAGGUGGGUUCGGACCCGUCUUCAAGGGAAGGUUACCUGACGGGAGAGACAUAGCGGUGAAGAAGCUAUCUCAGGCUUCAAGGCAAGGGAAGAACGAGUUUGUCAACGAGGCCAAGUUGUUAGCUAAAGUCCAGCACCGGAACGUUGUUAAUCUCUGGGGUUAUUGCACGCACGGAGAUGAUAAGCUUUUGGUCUAUGAGUACGUCGCUAAUGAGAGCCUCGACAAGGUCCUCUUCAAAUCCAAUAGAAGAUCGGAGAUAGACUGGAAGCAGAGGUUUGAGAUCAUAACUGGCAUUGCUCGAGGACUGCUCUAUCUCCAUGAGGACGCACCAAACUGCAUCAUCCACAGGGACAUCAAGGCUGGCAACAUUUUGCUUGAUGAGAAAUGGGUUCCUAAGAUUGCAGAUUUUGGGAUGGCCAGGCUCUAUCAGGAAGACGCAACUCACGUCAACACCCGCGUCGCCGGCACCAAUGGUUAUAUGGCGCCGGAAUAUGUAAUGCAUGGUGUUCUAUCGGUAAAAGCAGACGUAUUCAGCUUUGGGGUUGUGGUUUUGGAGCUCAUUAGUGGCCAGAAGAACUCGAGUUUUAGUAUGAGACACCCUGACCAGACUCUUCUUGAAUGGGCAUACAAGUUAUACAAGAAAGGCAGGACGAACGAGAUACUAGACCAGGAGAUAGCAGCUUCGGCUGAUCCGGAACAAGUGAGACUCUGCGUUCAGAUUGGCCUGCUCUGUGUUCAAGGAGAUCCUCACCAGAGGCCAGCGAUGAGACGAAUAGCUAUGCUUCUCACGAGAAAACCAGGACAUCUCGAAGAACCAGAGCGUCCUGGUGUCCCCGGGUCUAGAUACGGGCGUCGAAGGCAUGGUCCUUCAGUAACAUCCUCGGUUGGUACAUUAUCGACACCUGGAUCGAGUGCAGGUUCGUUUGGUUCGAGCUUGAAGACAAACACUGGAAGCAACACAGGAAGUGGAGGAGUUACACCAGCUUCUUCUAGGACUCCGACUAGAAGUGUAGGUGGUGCGAGCUCUAGCUCAGACCCUCACGGGAAACGACCUAUGAGUUAUUAAUGUAGAUAAAAUCUUUUUACAAUUUGUUUGUAAAUUAGUAUUAUUUUUUGGCUGUGGUAGUAAGUGAUUUUAGGACAGGGCUUAGUGGUGCUGAUUCUCUUCUCAUAUAAUAAACAAAAAAUUCAUUCA
Messenger RNA from Brassica oleracea var. oleracea, 1580 nucleotides. RefSeq names its product putative receptor-like protein kinase At4g00960. Bases 225 to 1451 code for a protein of 408 amino acids. Gene Ontology annotation, biological process: protein phosphorylation. Lineage: Eukaryota; Viridiplantae; Streptophyta; Magnoliopsida; Brassicales; Brassicaceae. Gene Ontology annotation, molecular function: ATP binding; protein kinase activity. The transcript is spliced from 6 exons. The record is from RefSeq and is a predicted model, not a curated record.